CCGUCGCAUUCACCCUUCAGCCGCCGGGGCGACGAAAUUGACAAACCGUCGAACCGCACCAGGAAAGUCAUGUGCUCCUCUCUUCGGCUCCCUCCGACGUGAGGCGAUGGCAACCUCGCUCCCGCCGAUCGACUGGGAGGCAGAGAGCUACCCCGCCUACCCAGACUUCGCGGCCAUCCCCUUUUUCGCCGUCUUCUUCCUCGCCGUCCGUUUCCUCCUCGACCGCUUCGUAUUCGAGUGGUUAGCCAGGAAGCUGAUUUUCAAGAAGGGGGAUGAGAAGCUUGAUCCUACUACAUAUGCAGGCAAGAGAAAGAUCAGGAAGUUUAAAGAAUCAGCUUGGAAAUGCAUUUAUUUCCUUUCCGGUGAGCUAUUGGCAUUGUCUGUGACAUACAAUGAGCCAUGGUUCACAACCACAAGAAAUUUCUGGGUUGGACCGGGUGAUCAGGUCUGGCCAGAUCAAAAAAUAAAAUUUAAACUCAAGGCAGUCUAUAUGUAUGUUGCUGGUUUUUACACAUACUCCAUAUUUGCCCUUUUGUUUUGGGAAACAAGGCGCUCAGACUUUGGUAUUUCAAUGACUCACCAUGUAGCAACUGUUUGUCUGAUAGCACUGUCUUACAUAUUCAGAUUUGCUCGGGUGGGUUCAGUUAUGCUUGCCAUUCAUGAUGCAAGUGACGUGUUCCUGGAGCUUGGAAAGAUUUCCAAGUACAGUGGCCACGAGUUGCUUGCAGAUGUUUCAUUUCUUGUUUUCGUCAGUUCUUGGGUACUCCUUCGCCUUAUAUAUUAUCCAUUCUGGAUUCUCUGGAGCACAAGCUAUGAAGUUGUUCUGACUCUAGACAAGGAGAAGCAUAAGUUUGACGGGCCAAUAUACUACUAUGUAUUCAACAUUCUUCUCUUCUCCCUCCUUGUUCUACACAUAUAUUGGUGGGUCUUAAUGUAUCGGAUGCUUGUGAAGCAAAUACUUUCUGGAGGGCAUGUUGGGGAUGAUAUACGAUCUGAUUCUGAAGGUGAAGAGGAACAUGAGGAUUGAUUGAGCUCUGUAAAUUAAGAAGAAAAGGAUCCUGAGGAUUGAUUGAGCAUGAGCUGUGUAGGUUCUGAAGUUGUAGAGGAACACGAGGGGAUGGCGUGAGUUGUGUAAAUUCUGAAGGUGAAAAAGGAACUUGUUGCUCUGGUUUUUCAGAUCAUUGCUGUUUGUUUAGUGCAGGUUCUUCAUAAAUUAAUAAUACACUAGUGCCUUCACUUGGGCAUAAUACAUUGAUGUAAAACUAGGUCAAAUUGUAUAGAACCUACACAGCAGUUAAUGGAAAACAUUACUUGUGUAAAUGUCUGCCUCUACCUUGGUCCUUUCAAUACUGGGCUUAAAUAUAUGCAAACUGCUCAUAAAGUUGUUCGAA
Molecule: messenger RNA, 1391 nt
Organism: Panicum hallii
Lineage: Eukaryota; Viridiplantae; Streptophyta; Magnoliopsida; Poales; Poaceae
Product: ASC1-like protein 2
Exons: 6
Coding region: 107-1027 (306 amino acids)
Biological process (GO): ceramide biosynthetic process
Cellular component (GO): endoplasmic reticulum; membrane
Molecular function (GO): sphingosine N-acyltransferase activity
Source: RefSeq, a predicted model, not a curated record